AUGUUCAAGCUCUCGCUCGCCCUCCUCGUGGCCUCGGUGCACGCCGGCGUCCAUCUCCUACUCCCGCGCGCCGCGCGGGCGGCGCACGCGGGGCGCUGCCUCGUCGCCGCCUACUGCCCGAACGGGUGCUCGGGCCACGGCUCGUGCGGGUCCGACGACCGCUGCACGUGCUACCUCCGCCCCAACAACGACUCGGCCUGGCAGGCGGCCGACUGCAGCGAGCGCACGUGCCCGAUGGACCUGGCGUGGGUCAAGUACCCGGUCGCCGGCGAGAACAACGUCCACGAGAGCACGGAGUGCUCCAACAUGGGUAUCUGCGACCGCAAGAGCGGCGAGUGCGAGUGCUUCGACGGCUACGAGGGCAUCGCGUGCGAGCGCACGUCCUGCCCGAACGACUGCUCCGCGCGCGGCAUCUGCUACACCCAGAAGCAGCUCGCCACGGAGGCCGCGACGACCUACGACACGCCCUGGGACGCCAUGAAGCACGUCGGCUGCGUGUGCGACCUCGGCUUCCGCGGCCCGGACUGCUCGCUCCAGGAGUGCCCGUCCGGCACGGACGUGCUCUCGGGCGACGGCAACACCAAGGGCCGCGACUGCAGCGGACGUGGGCUGUGCGACUACGACUCCGGUCUGUGCAAGUGCUUCUCGGGCUACUACGGCACCAAGUGCCAGCAGCAGACCGUCCUCGGAUAG
This is a messenger RNA of Aureococcus anophagefferens, 693 nucleotides long. RefSeq lists its product as hypothetical. Gene Ontology annotation, cellular component: neuron projection. Gene Ontology annotation, molecular function: cell adhesion molecule binding; protein heterodimerization activity; protein homodimerization activity. Bases 1 to 693 code for a protein of 230 amino acids. Gene Ontology annotation, biological process: neuron development; heterophilic cell-cell adhesion. The record is from RefSeq and is a predicted model, not a curated record. Lineage: Eukaryota; Pelagophyceae; Pelagomonadales; Pelagomonadaceae. The transcript has 2 exons.